Rosa rugosa (rugosa rose) is the source of this 2444-nucleotide messenger RNA. RefSeq lists its product as uncharacterized. Gene Ontology annotation, cellular component: plasma membrane. NCBI's taxonomy places the organism in Eukaryota, Viridiplantae, Streptophyta, Magnoliopsida, Rosales, Rosaceae. The transcript has a single exon. The coding region runs from base 252 to 2327 and encodes 691 amino acids. The record is from RefSeq and is a predicted model, not a curated record.
CCCUGAACAACGAAAAUUCAAAAUCAACCCCUCUUUACGAGAAAUUUCCAUCUCUUCCCUUCACAGACCAAAACCAAUUCUGUCACAGAGACUCUGCCUCAAUCCCAGCGGCACGAGCAAGGCACUAAUUUGAAUAAUCCAAUCCAUUAUUCCAAAGGCGGCAACAGCAGCCAACAACAGUAGAAAAACCAAUUCACAUGGAAAUGAAGUGACCCCCCCACACACACACACACACACACAAACAAAGAGAGAUGGAGAACGGACUCGAUUGGAGAAUUGCGGAGAAAUUUUCAGGGUUGACGAGGACUCCCAGCCCUGAUCCUAGUCGGUCCUCCGAAACCGACGACAUUGGCUUGUUCCAGGUCAUGAAGGCCGUCGAAGCUGCCGAGGCCACCAUCAAGCGACAGGUCGAGGAGAACAUCCGCUUGAGGUCUGAGCUCGAAUACAGGACUCUCGAGCUCCACAGACGUAAACAACUCCACGAACCAUCAUCGAUGGCGCCGCGGUCGUCUCUCGAUCUGGCAGGAUCCGCUCGUCCGGAAGCGAACAAUUCAGGAGAUAAUCAAGAAGCUAGGGCGCCCAAUUCCGAUAAUGGGGGAUACAGCACGGAAGGGGAAUAUUAUGAUCCGCCGCGGGUGAAUUCCGGGGAAGGGUUGAUGCGAUUGGAUCAUCCCGGCGAGAAGAAUCUUGUGAUCAAGAUUCAUGAAAAUGAGCAGGAGAUCAUGCAAUUGCGGAAGCAGCUGGGGGAUUACUCGAUGAAAGAAGCACAGAUUCGGAACGAAAAGCAUGUUCUCGAGGGUCGCAUUGCUUAUAUGCGUUUGGUAUUUGAUCAGCAGCAGCAGGAUCUUGCUGAUGCUGCUUCCAAGGCUCUGGUGUACAGGCAAGAUAUAAUUGAGGAGAACAUACGGCUGGCUUAUGCUUUGCAGGAUGUGCAGCAGGAGAGGACGACGUUCGUUUCGGAAUUGCUGCCGAUUCUGGCAGACUACUCAUUGCAGCCGCAGGUUCAUGAUGCUCAGUCCAUUGCCAGCAAUGUUAAGAUUUUGUUUAGGCAUUUGCAGGAGAAGCUUAUUAUGACAGAGUCGAAAUUGAAGCAGUUUCAGUAUCAAGUAAGACCUUUACAGUCGAAUUCGAAUCAGUCUAGCACUAACAAUACCCAACAGUCACCUCCAUCUCAUUCCAUUGGUGCAGCAUUGGAAAUUUCUAACAAAGAUGGGCUUGAAAUGGUUACUCACCCGCCAUCUUCCCAUGAGAAAGUACCGGCUUCUCCUCCUCCUGGUGCUCAGAUGCAGACAACCGCCCCAAAUUGGGAUCAAUCGGGUGGCCCUCGGAGCGGUUCAGGUGGUGUUGACACAGGGAAUACUGAACACAGUGAACCUCAAAACAGCAACUCUGUAACCCCAGCUGUACCUGCUAAGCCUACUAUUGCUAGACUUGAUGCAAAUCGAUAUAGAGACGAUACAACACCCGGAAAACAGGUCAAGUUUCGUGAGCCGGAGAUGCAAACACACACAGAUUAUGAUGAUCAUGACGAGGGAUACAAUGAGAGUGGAGGAACCUCUCCUUACACCGAUCCCAGCUCCUCUUAUCCUCGGUAUCUAUCACCGGUUCAUGAAGAUCUGUUUUUAGACGAGGAUGAUCCAUUACCAGCUAUUGAGGGCCUCCAGAUUUCGGGUGAAGCAUUACCGGGACAUGAGCUCCAAGCAUCUGGAUACUCCAUUAAUGGAACAACCAGUUGCAACUUUGAGUGGGUACGCCACCUUCCAGAUGGAUCAGUUAACUACAUUGAAGGAGCAAAGCAACCGAACUAUCUUCUCACUGCUGAUGAUGUUGAUACAUACCUUGCUAUCGAAGUUCAACCCCUGGAUAACAGGAAGCGAAAGGGAGAGCUCGUGAAGGUGUUUGCAAACGAUCACAAGAAGAUCACUUGUGAGCCCGAAAUGCAAAGCCAGAUACAGAAGAUUCUUCAAAAGGGUCAUGGAUCAUUUAAGGUGUUUGAGAACACUGGGUUUCUUGACAUAUGGGAACCUGCCACUUUGGCCAUUAAGAAGGGAGCUUACAGCAUUAAGCGCAGCUCUGAACCUAGUGUUGGUGGAGUUGUGGUGGCUGAGAAGUUUUCGCCCAACACAAUCGUUUCGAUUCCUUAUGGAAGCCCUUCGGAAUUCAUCAUCACCGAUUCUGAUAUUGCUGGUGCUGAUGCCGAUCAUCUUUUGAAAACAGACGAUGCUAGCUGUUCUAGAGAUACACUUGUGCUCAUAUUGAGAUUAUUUAUCGUAAGGGCUGUUGAGAGAAGGACAAGAAAAGGGAAAAAAAGGGUCUUAUUUUUCUGACGAGUAUGGCAAUUGUCUCUUGUCUUGUAAAUUUCUAUAGGGUAUACGUCUCUUACAUUUUUGGGUGUUAGGUGUGAAAUGUGUUGAAAUCUCAAUUUUUUUAUUAGUAUUGUGAGC